Solanum lycopersicum (tomato) is the source of this 704-nucleotide messenger RNA. Its product is annotated as putative glycine-rich cell wall structural protein 1. NCBI's taxonomy places the organism in Eukaryota, Viridiplantae, Streptophyta, Magnoliopsida, Solanales, Solanaceae. The record is from RefSeq and is a predicted model, not a curated record.
CUCAAACAUUAAUACAAUAUAAGUAAUUAGCAUUUUCAUGGCCACUCCAACAUUCAGCCUACCUCGAAAGCAAACGGUAACAAAAGGUACUAAAAUGUCAUGGAAAUUGAUGCUUGUUGUACUUAUUUUGGGAGUUGUAGUGCAAACUUCCUCGGCAAGAAAACUUCUUAGGAGGGAUUUAAUCAACCUCAAUGGUUUUGACCAAAUUUUAGGAGGACUUGGUGGCGGCGGUGGUGGCGGCGGCGGCGGCGGUGGUGGUAGUGAUGGUGGAUUUGGUGAGGGCUUCGGAUUUGGUGAGGGUCAUGGAUCGGGUGCUAAUGAUGGAUUUGGCCAAAUUGUAGGUCUUAUUGGCGGCGGCGGUGGUGGUGGCGGCGGCGGUGGCGGUGGUGGAGGUAGUGAUGGCGGAUAUGGUUAUGGUAUUGGAUAUGGCGAGGGUCAUGGAUCCGGUGCAAACGGUGGCGGCGGUGGUGGAGGGGGUGGCGGCGGCGGUCAAAAUGGUGGUAAUGGUUUUGGUUUCGGAUAUGGAUCGGGUCAUGGUGGUGGCAAUUGAUCCCACAAUUUGCUUGAACAUUAUUUUUGUUGUUUUAUUAAAUAUAAUAAUUUAAUCAAUAAAUAAAAGGCAAGUAAUGUGCUAGUGAUUCUUGAAUAAAAUGUUGCUACCACAAAUGUUAUUUAUUUAUUAUUAAAGAAUCGAUAUUAUGUAA